Molecule: messenger RNA, 874 nt
Organism: Zea mays
Lineage: Eukaryota; Viridiplantae; Streptophyta; Magnoliopsida; Poales; Poaceae
Product: Ribosomal protein L19
Exons: 5
Coding region: 54-680 (208 amino acids)
Biological process (GO): translation
Cellular component (GO): cytosolic large ribosomal subunit; ribosome
Molecular function (GO): structural constituent of ribosome; RNA binding
Source: RefSeq, marked provisional
CAAGACACAACCCCACUCACCCGGCAGGGAGGCCCUCUUCGUCGGCGGAGGCCAUGGUUUCCCUCAAGCCGCAGAAGAGGCUCGCCGCGGGAGUCCUAAAAUGUGGCAAGGGGAAGGUGUGGCUUGACCCCAACGAGGUCUACGAGAUCUCGAUGGCUAACUCGCGUCAGAACAUUCGUAAGCUGGUGAAGGAUGGAUUCAUAAUUAAGAAGCCACAGAAAAUCCACUCAAGGUCCCGGGCAAGGAGGGCCCAUGAGGCCAAGCAGAAGGGGAGGCACUCUGGUUACGGUAAGCGCAGGGGUACCAGGGAGGCUAGGCUCCCCACCAAGAUCCUUUGGAUGCGCAGGAUGCGUGUCCUCAGGCGUCUGCUGCGCAAGUAUCGUGAAGCAAAGAAAAUCGACAAACACAUGUACCACGAUAUGUAUAUGAAAGUAAAAGGAAACAUGUUUAAAAAUAAGAGGGUACUCAUGGAGAGCAUCCACAAGUCAAAGGCCGAGAAGGCCAGAGAGAAGACUCUCUCGGAUCAGUUUGAGGCCAAGCGAGCCAAGAGCAAGGCUUCCCGUGAGAGAAAGAUUGCAAGGAGGGAGGAGAGAUUGGCUCAGGGCCCAAGGGAACCUGCGGCAGCACCAGUAUCAGCUACUGCUCCGUUUGCAGCUGCACCAAAGAAGGCGAAGAAGUGAAAAAGGUGGUCUUCUAGUUCUAGGACCUAAUUUUGGAGCGCCCCAACUCUUUUGCUGUUACAUAUCCAAGCUGUCAGAUAUCUGUAAUAACAUCUUAUCUCGUUUUUCAUGUUGGACAAUGUAGUAGAGUUGUUUGUCCCAAGUGUAUUUGGAACGAAUUUUCACAGAAUCUGCUUAAUGCUUCGGUGGAACCC